Messenger RNA from Brassica napus (rape), 1461 nucleotides. Its product is annotated as probable WRKY transcription factor 4. Lineage: Eukaryota; Viridiplantae; Streptophyta; Magnoliopsida; Brassicales; Brassicaceae. Gene Ontology annotation, molecular function: DNA-binding transcription factor activity; sequence-specific DNA binding. Gene Ontology annotation, biological process: regulation of DNA-templated transcription. The record is from RefSeq and is marked provisional.
AUGUCGGAGAAAGAAGAACGUCCGUCGACUUCCAACAAGUCCACCGGACCUCCGUCGCGACCGACCUUAUCUCUCCCUCCACGGCCCUUUAGUGAGAUGUUCUUCAGCGGCGGAGUUGGAUUCAGCCCUGGUCCGAUGACUCUGGUCUCGAACAUGUUCCCCGAUUCCGAUGAGUUUAGGUCUUUCUCCCAGCUCCUUUCCGGAGUCAUGCCUUCUCCAGCAGCUGCAUCUUCCGCAGCUAGUGAAGAAGGGGGUAAUAACAGCUCGAGCGGUGGUGAUGUUGACCCGAGAUUCAAGCAGAGCAGACCCACCGGUUUGAUGAUUUCGCAGUCUCCGUCGACGAUGUUCGCCGUAACGCCAGGGCUGAGUCCGGCGAUGCGGCUGGAUUCACCGAGCUUCUUGGGUCUUUUCUCUCCCCUUCAGGGAUCAUAUGGAAUGACACAUCAGCAAGCUCUAGCACAAGUCACAGCACAAGCUGUUCAAGCCAAUGCUAAUAUGCAACCACAAACCGAGUACCCUCCUUCCUCUCAGGUUUCAUCUGUUCAACCUCAGAACCCCACCACAGCUCCUGAUUCUUCAGCUCCAAGAAAAACCUCGGAUACAACCAUCAUCGAGCACAGGUCACAGCAGCCUCUAAAUGUUGACAAACCAGCUGAUGAUGGCUAUAACUGGAGAAAGUACGGACAAAAGCAAGUUAAAGGCAGCGAGUUCCCUCGAAGCUAUUACAAGUGCACGAAUCCAGGGUGUCCUGUCAAGAAAAAGGUUGAGAGAUCUCUCGAUGGACAAGUAACGGAGAUCAUCUACAAAGGUCAGCACAAUCAUGAACCUCCUCAAAACACUAGGCGAGGCAACAGAGAUAGCACAGCUAAUCUAAAUGGGAGUUCGGUUAAUAACAAAACUACGAGGGAACAACAUGAAGCAGCAGCAAGUCAAGCUACGACAGAGCAAAUGUCUGAGGCAAGUGACAGUGAAGAAGUUGGUAAUGGAGAAACUGGUGUGAGGAAGAAAGCUGAAGACGAGCCUGAUGCCAAGAGAAGAAGUACAGAAGUUCGAGUUUCAGAACCAGCUGCUGCUGCUGCUGCUUCACAUAGAACUGUGACAGAGCCUAGAAUCAUUGUCCAAACGACAAGUGAAGUUGAUCUAUUAGAUGAUGGAUACAGGUGGCGUAAAUAUGGACAGAAGGUUGUCAAAGGGAAUCCUUAUCCGAGGAGUUACUACAAGUGCACAACACAGGGAUGUGGAGUGAGGAAACAUGUGGAGAGAGCAGCAACAGAUCCAAAAGCUGUAGUAACAACAUAUGAAGGGAAACAUAACCAUGACCUUCCUGCAUCUAAAUCAAGCAGCCAUGCCGCUGCAGCUGCAGCUGCGGCACAGUUAAGGCCAGAAAAUCGUUUGGCUAACUUAAAUCAGCAGCAGCAGCCGGUUGCGCGUCUAAGGCUGAAAGAAGAGCAAAUAAUUUAA